Molecule: messenger RNA, 2276 nt
Organism: Epinephelus moara (kelp grouper)
Lineage: Eukaryota; Metazoa; Chordata; Actinopteri; Perciformes; Serranidae
Product: zinc-binding protein A33-like
Exons: 1
Coding region: 142-1566 (474 amino acids)
Molecular function (GO): zinc ion binding; protein binding
Source: RefSeq, a predicted model, not a curated record
CGUUUACCAGAGCUGUGGCACCAUUACAGGGUGUAAGAUCUCGGCUGGAAAACACUCAUUUGGAGUAUUGAAGGAGUCAAAGGAAGGACAGUAUAACUUGGUGAGUCUUGCUUUUAAAAGACAAUUCAGAUACCAAGACAAAUGGCUGAGAAAAUCACACUCUUAGAAAGUUUCCUGAACUGCCAUGUGUGUUCAGAGACUUUCAGAGAUCCCGUGUCUCUGAGCUGCAACCACAGAUUCUGUUCAAGCUGCCUGCAAGAAUACUGGGAACAAGCUAAAAACAAAAACUGUCCCAUCUGUAAGAGAAAAUCCUCAAAAGAUAACCUGUUUGUGGACUUUGCACUGAAGGAACUGGCUGACUCCUUUGCUGGGAGACAGAAAGCUGGAUCAUGUGAGACAGAGACAGGAGACAUGGAGGUGGAGGUGGUGUGUAGUAAACAUCAAGAAGAGCCUAAAUUGUUCUGUAAGGAUGAAGAUAGAGUUGUGUGUCCUGUCUGUGAGUUUUCUCUCCACCACAGUCACAAGGUGGAUCCUGUUGAACAAGCAGUCAGUGACCUGAAGGACCAGCUGAGAUCUGACUUAAAGUCUCUGCAGGACAAGAGGGACAAACAUGAGAAAGUGAAGAAUACAUACGAUGAGGUGAUUCAACACUCCAAGAAUCAGGUGUUGUCCACAGAGAGGCAGAUCAGAGCAGAGUUCAACAAGCUCCACCAGUUCCUGAGAGAGGAAGAGGAGUCCAGACUGGCUGCUCUGAGGGAGGAAGAGGAGCAGAAGGGGAAGACUAUCAGCAGAGAGAUGAAGAUGAUUCAGCAGCAGAUCUCCUCUCUGUCAGACUGCAUCUCUGCUGUUGAAGACGAGCUGCAGAAACACAACAUGUCAUUCCUCAGCAGUUAUAAAGCCACUCAGAGCAGAGCCAGAGUCCAGAGCUCACUGUCAGAUCCACAGCUGGUCUCAGGAGCGCUGGUAGAUGUGGCCAAACAUCUGGGCAACCUGUCCUUCAGAGUCUGGGAGAAGAUGAAGGAGGAGGUCCACUUCAGUCCUGCCAUUCUGGACCCAAACACUGCAAACCGCUGUCUCCAUCUGUCUGAUGAUCUGACCAGUGUGAGAUGUGACACAAUGCAGCAGCUUCCUGACAAUCCAGAGAGACACACUAGAUAUAACAUGGUUCUGGGCUCUGAGGGCUUCAGCUCAGGGAAACACAGCUGGGAGGUGGAGGUGGGAGACCAUCCUGUGUGGCGUUUGGGUGUGGCCAAAGAAUCAGUUGACAGGAAGGGAAAUCUGUGUGUGUCACCAAAAUAUGGAAUCUGGUGUAUUAUGCAUGAUGAUGGAAAGUACACUAAUGGUCUCGGUCAGACUGUCACAGUGAAGAAGAGUCUCCCGAGGAUCAGAGUCCAGCUGGACUAUGACAGGGGGGAGGUGUCCUUCUUCAACCCUGAAGACAACGCUCUCAUCUACACUCACAGAGACACUUUCACUGAGAAACUCCUCCCAUUUUUCAGUGUUGGAAGAACUGGUGAUGCCAAAACUGCUACUGUUAAAAUCUGUCAAAGUGAUGUUUCUCUGUAAUGUUCAGGAAUGUUAGUGAAGACUUUACUGUGACUUCACUGUGUGUAAUAAUGUACUCAGUACUCAGUCUGCAUUACAUCAUCAGGUUAUAAACUUUCAUACAGGUACAAAUCAAUUUAAAUGUUAAAUGAUAGCUUAUUAGCCUGGUUAUCUUGUUUUAAUCAGACCACAAUAUAACACCUAGACCUGAUUCUUUGUUUGCAGUUGUGUAAUUCUGUAACUUUUAUCGUCGUCAUACAUUAAUUUUAGUUUGUAAGAUUUCUGGAUCUUUUAAUGAGUUUUAUCAGUUUUGUUAAUGUUUUAAUUUCAGUGUUUUACACUUUACACCUGAAGUCUCAGUGGUUCAGUGGCUCUGAUUGAUCGUUUGUGAUUUUGUUCUUCAGCAGUCGAUUUGUUGUCAAGAACUGUCUAUAAUUAAUUAUGCAAAGUGUUUUUAUCUUGUUCUAUUGUUUUCAUGGAAACUUGCUGCAAAAAUGUUUGCACCUAAAUCAUUGUUUAGAGCUGAAAAUCCUUUGAAAGUUCACGACCCAUUAAAUAUUUAGUUAUAUUUUGUUGAGCCAACACAUAUAAAGAUGGUAACUCCCACUUUUGAUAUUCUGCUGACUUGUUAAUGGAUCAGCUGAAUAUUUGCUCACAUUGUUUUGUGAACACAAAAUGCUGAAACUGAAUCACAGUAUCAGGAGAAGAAUAAAAUUGUGAAUUAUCCUGGC